AUGACCGCAAUCGCGACCGCAUCAGUGAUGAACGAUCAAGAGCCUGAGAAGGAUUCUAGGGUGGACCAUAGCCCGUCGCGGUUCACGGCAGUGAAUGGAAGGGAGGGCCUUGCGGCUGGAUCCGCUACCGAUGGUAGUCCAAGCAAUGGAGACAGUCGGGAGCCUUCUGAAGCGUGGUCACGCGCUGCACUUGAUCGGACCGCGCGACAUGAAGAAGAGUUAAAAGAGACCGGGAAUACUGGUAUGAGAAUAGACGAAGAACAGUUACGGCGAUCAACUUCCCAUAGCGCUCUCAUUUCUUCUAGCAGGACAAAACGGAGAAGGUCAGACUCUGAGCAGGAGGAUUCCUCCCAAGUGUCGUAUCGUGGCCCGAAAAGCCCGGUCCGUUCCGCAGAUGGUAUUGCAGGGCAUUCUCCGCAGGCAGGUACCUCCAAUGGAAUUAUGAGUUCACAAAGCGAUACAGAGUCGAAGCAUACGUCUCCUCAAGCGCAUGCCAAGCCAGACGAGGGUGAAAACACUCGAAGGUCGUCCACAAAUGCUAGUUGGCAUGAAUAUGACGCACAGCUGCUGAAUCAGACUCAGCGGGCCCCGCAAAUAGACGCUUCGGAUGCUCAGUUGGCUGAGGCGCUACAGCGCGAAGCACAGGGACCCGAUGUCGCCCAAAAGAACUGGGAUGGUAUUAGUCGACCAGUCGUCGAAAGUUCUAUACCAAACGAGCAGGCUUCCACAUCUUUUCCUCAAGAUAGGUCGCAAAAUGCUGUGCAAGUCGCACCCAAGAGGAAGCGCGUUUUUAGCAACAGGACCAAAACCGGCUGCAUGACAUGUCGGCGGCGCAAGAAGAAAUGCGAUGAACAGCAUCCUGCCUGCAAUAACUGCCUAAGGGGUGGUUUUAUCUGCGAAGGAUAUUCAUCUCGCAGUACGUGGCAGAAACCUUCCACAACGAAAACACCGGUUCCGCUGCAAUCGAAAGAAGGAUAUUCGGACGCCGGUGCACAGUAUUUACACGACUCCAAUCAACACGAUCGGCAGCAAAGUCUAGCAGAGCCAUUUGACCCCGGGAAAAUGAGGUCAAUGGUUGCCGAUGAUGACAACCGUCCAACAACCCAGUACAACACUAGUCCUACGGGUACUGGAUCUAGUCGGGGUUCAUGGUCAAAGCGGACUUGGUCAGGCGCAAACCAGACCGGUUACAUAGCGGAUCCCCUGACAAAAUCAGACCAUCGAGAAGUUCCAUCCAUCCACGAGUUGUCUCGCGAAGGUCAUUCGAAAAGUGAAUACUCGCUUGUUCCGUCAAUCAGGGAAUUUUCACACAGUGGGCAUACAAAACCAAGCGUCCCUAUAUUCCAAGGUGGAAUGGACCAGAGGCCAGCCCAUACCACUAGCAUUGACACGAACACACCGCAAGCUCAAGCCCGCAUGGCGUUGAGUAUUGAACACCAGUUAUCUGGGCGUGCCGUUUCCACUGAGGAAACAGAAAGGGAUAAAAUGUUACGCGGUGAACUUUACAGGCCCUUUGAUGUUAUACUUGUGGAGGAAAGAGAGCGAUGUAGAGCCGCACUUUGGCGGUUCAACAAUGCCUGCAACCCUGUUUCCGGUCUUAGCGCCAAGGAGCAGAACCGUUUACUGAAGGAGAUAUUGGUACCCCAAGCGUCCAUCAAUCCAUCUUCCGGUAUUACGUCGCCAAGACCCGUAGGGUCUAUCGGACAAGGCACUGUGGUAGAAACGCCUUUUCAUUGUCACUACGGAUACAACAUCCAUAUUGGCGAGGACGUUAUGAUAUCUGAGAACUGUCUCCUAGUGGAUGAUUGUCCUGUUACCAUUGGGGCACAUACGUGGAUUGGCCCAAGAGUGACGAUUCUCACAUCGAUGGCUCAUGCGAAUAUGCAGGAACGGAAAGGUUCGCAAAGCCGCUACCAGGGCAGGCCUGUUACUAUCGAGGAAGAUUGUUAUGUCGGAGCCGGCUGUACUAUAUACCCUGGCGUCCGUCUCCGGCGCGGGGCUUAUGUCGCUCCCGGUGAAGUAGUCAAAUCCGACAUUGUCGCUUAUGGGUUUCAGGGACUAAAACCAAGCUAUAUGUGA
Molecule: messenger RNA, 2079 nt
Organism: Aspergillus nidulans FGSC A4
Lineage: Eukaryota; Fungi; Ascomycota; Eurotiomycetes; Eurotiales; Aspergillaceae
Exons: 2
Coding region: 1-2079 (692 amino acids)
Biological process (GO): regulation of DNA-templated transcription; DNA-templated transcription; regulation of transcription by RNA polymerase II
Cellular component (GO): nucleus
Molecular function (GO): DNA-binding transcription factor activity, RNA polymerase II-specific; zinc ion binding; DNA binding
Source: RefSeq, a predicted model, not a curated record